UGGUUUCUUUUUCACAAAUGUCUUAAUAGCCGCCAGUGGAAAAGUUGCAUAUGAGAUUUAUAAAAAUGAGGUGAGCAUUCUCCACAAGGAUAAGCCAAACCAAUUGAUGGAAGGGAGGAAAUAUCUCACUCUGCUCAACCCAAAGACAAAAAUAUCUUGCCUUCCUUCCCAUGGACUCUCCUUUGCUGACAGUCUUCGCACUGAGCAAAGCUUCGAUCUGCAGAUUUCAAUUUUCUCAAUUUCUCAUCCACGCUUAAAAACAUAUACAACCAGGAAAUGUCGGCCACUGCAGCAUCAAUUCACCCAUUCACACUGCCAAAACCUCCCCAAACCCAUUUCCCUUUGGGUCAUACCAAGCCCAUCUCAAGUGUGCGUCCGUUCUCAAGGGGGAGGAAGAAAGCAGCAGUCAGACGUUGCAACCAGAGCAGCGCAGGGGAAACAUCAAGAACACAGAAGAACUACUACAAGUUGCUGGGAGUUUCUGUGAAUUCAAACUCUCAGAAAAUUAAAGAAGCAUACAGGAAGUUGCAGAAGAAAUACCACCCGGAUAUUGCUGGCCAAAGAGGCCAUGAGCAUACUCUGAUGCUGAAUGAGGCCUACCGGGUGCUGAUGAGGGAGGAUCUGAGAAGAGAGUAUGAUGCUUCCAUUGGCCAAACAGGUGCAGCGUUUGGGAAAGGUUCCCCUGGCAUGGCUGGCAGUUCAUGGAAAGGCCCCUUGAGACCUCAUGCUCUGUUUGUAGAUGAAAAUGCAUGCAUAGGGUGCAGACAGUGUGUGCACCAUGCCAGUAACACAUUUGUAAUGGAUGACGCUCUGGGAUGUGCACGAGUUAAAGUUCAGUAUGGAGAUGACUUCCCAAAAAUAGAGGUAUCUGUUGAGUCAUGCCCGGUGAACUGCAUCCACUGGGUGGAUGGGGAAGAGUUGCCAGUGCUUGAGUUCCUAGUCCAGCCUCAGCCGAAGGAAGGGUAUGGCGUGUUCGGAGGAGGAUGGGAGAGACCAUCAAAUGUGUUUGCGGCAGCCAAGUCCUUCAAUAAGCAACUGAAACAGCAGGCACAGCGCCAUAAAAGAAAUGUGGGAGUAACCGUUGAAGAAGAAAGCCCAGCUCAAGCAAAGGCUCGAGAAAAUGCAAGCAUGCAGCUUAGGAUGGAUAGAUUUUCAAAACUUUGGAAUUGGGUGAAGGAAAUCUCCGGACCUAAAAGAUGGAAUAGAGAGUGAAAGGAUGACAAUGAUUCUAUGGCAGUGUCUUUAAGUCAUGGUAUCUCCAAAAAUACUUACUGGAUAACACGUCAACGCCAUAUCAAUGUGGCAUGCGAAUGAGAUGUGCAGAAGUAUUUUUAUACCGCAUUAGUAUCAGCAUUUGUAAAUGAAUUUAAACUAUAAAGAAGCAUUGAUUGUCUCA
This is a messenger RNA of Malania oleifera, 1396 nucleotides long. RefSeq names its product chaperone protein dnaJ C76, chloroplastic-like. The transcript has 6 exons. Bases 277 to 1212 code for a protein of 311 amino acids. The record is from RefSeq and is a predicted model, not a curated record. Lineage: Eukaryota; Viridiplantae; Streptophyta; Magnoliopsida; Santalales; Ximeniaceae.